AUGUGGUUAAGGAGCGAUGUUUUCCCUCUGCUUUGGCUGCAUCUUUGUCUGCUGGGGAAGGUCCUGGAGGUGAAAGGGCAGGAAAGAAGCCAUCUGCAGGAGGUUCUCAGGGCCCUGAGCCUACGCUCGGAGGCAGACCCACAGCUUCAGCUCCCCAAGAACCAGACUGGAGACCUACUGACCGCUCUCCUCCAGGCGGUGCGUUGUGUAGAACGGACCGGCACCUCCCAGGGAGUUUGUGACAGGUGCCUCACACCGGAUGUGGUCCUCUCCGUGCUAGAGGAUGAUGGGAAGGCAUAUUACACAGAAGAGGACUAUCGCCGCAUCUCCACUGUUCUGCUGUAUUACGUGAUCAAUAUGCAAGACUUGUGUGUGUCAAAUGCCGCAUCGUCUUCCUCCUCUCCCUCUUCUUCCUCAUCUCUGAACUACCAGUUCUACCUGUUGGCCCUCUCCAACUUUGACCCAACUGAGGACAACCAUUUUCUCUCAUUCAGUGAAAUAGAGAGUAUUCUGCAGCUCAUCAACCAGCACUAUCAACCCUCCUUCCAAGAAACAUCUGCUCCAUCUGACUUACAAUGUAUUGACGCCGCUCAGCUCAUGGAAGAAGUUGGAGAGCGAGAAAGUCUGGGUGCUGGGGCAUCCUCCGUGUCCAAACUGGCUGCCGCCAUCAUCAGCCAUAUCCUACAAGGCCAUUGUUUCAGCAGCAGGGACAUUCCUUCCCCUGCUUUCUUCAUCGACUAUAUCUUCCAAUCCUUGAACUGUACUACAGACCUCCAAAUUACAGAUUUAGAGAAGCUGCUUCACCAGCUGGGUGUAGGAGAGGGAGGAGCCACUCAUUCCCAUGGCAGGAAGAGGCGGGGCAUCGCAGGCUUCUCUCAGAUGGAGGUGGGGCAAGAAAAAGAUACCUGCGACCAUGAGGCUCGGGGGAUCGGCCCAGACUGGUCUCAGGUGUGUUUUUCAGCCAGUCAGUUGAUGGAUAUUUUUGCUCUGGACCCUCAUUUGCCGAUUUCCAGAGAGCAUUUCAGACAGAUCAGUCCGGCCAUCAUUCAGCAGUUGCUAGGCAAUGCCUGUGAGUCCAAAGAGCACACAACAAGAGGAUCUCCACCCACCGCCCUCGAGAAAUAUGGUUACAGCACAGCUGCCGUCCUGCUCAUCACACUGGGCUCCAUGCUGGGCACGUGUCUGAUCUUCUUCAACUCCUGUCAGGAAACCUACGUCCUCAUCCUGCAGCUGUUUGUUGGACUGGCCGUGGGCACUCUCUCAGGAGAUGCCCUGCUGCACCUCAUACCACAAACACUUGGCCUCCAUGAUUACAGUCACGGUCAUGAUGACGAGGACUUUACCGAGAGCAAAGAUUAUCUGUGGAAGAUCCUGGGCAUGAUUGCUGGAAUCUACAGCUUCUUUCUCAUUGAACGAACCUUUUCCUUUGUGGUUCCAGCCCAUGGCCAUGGGCAUUCCCAUGACCUUCCUUUAGAGCUCAACUGCAAUGGCCAAUCAGAGCGGGGCAAGUCCAUCUCUACCAUGCAGCUGGGAACUGUAGAGGAGUUGGACUGUACAGAAAUGCCCGCCGAAGACCCAGAGACCACCAGCCUGACAAAUCAGAGACAUGGGGUUCCUCUGCUCGCCGUGAUGGUAAUCGUCGGAGACAGCCUUCAUAACUUCGCUGAUGGCCUGGUGGUGGGGGCAGCCUUCUCGUUGUCAGCUGAGACCGGCAUGGCAACAACUGUGGCCAUCCUGUGCCACGAAAUCCCUCACGAGAUGGGGGACUUUGCGGUAUUGCUCAGCUCGGGAAUGUCGGUGAGGAGCGCCGUGCUGAUGAACUUCCUCAGUGCGCUGACGGCCUUCAUGGGCCUCUACAUUGGACUGUUUGUGUCCGCGGAGGCAGAGGUGCAGCAGUGGAUCUUCACCGUGACCGCCGGGAUCUUCCUGUAUCUGUCCCUGGUGGAAAUGCUUCCAGAGAUGAGUCGAGUGAAGACCGACAGGCCAUGUCUCAUGUUUCUCCUACAAAACCUCGGCCUGCUGAUGGGUUGGGCCUGUCUUCUGCUCCUCGCGCUCUUCGAACACGAACUCAAGUUUUAA
This is a messenger RNA of Lampris incognitus (smalleye Pacific opah), 2079 nucleotides long. Its product is annotated as zinc transporter ZIP12-like. Gene Ontology annotation, molecular function: zinc ion transmembrane transporter activity. NCBI's taxonomy places the organism in Eukaryota, Metazoa, Chordata, Actinopteri, Lampriformes, Lampridae. Bases 1 to 2079 code for a protein of 692 amino acids. The transcript has 12 exons. Gene Ontology annotation, biological process: intracellular zinc ion homeostasis; zinc ion import across plasma membrane. Gene Ontology annotation, cellular component: membrane. The record is from RefSeq and is a predicted model, not a curated record.